AUGGGACUUGUUAUAAGCAAAUUAUGGCGAGGCUUAAUGAGCAAAGAGGAAGUGAAGAUUGUUUUAGUAGGGCUGGAUAAUGCAGGCAAAACUACUGUGUUAUAUAAACUUUUAUUAAAUGAAGUUGUAACAACGACACCCACAAUAGGAAGUAAUGUUGAGGAAAUCAUAUACAAAAAUAUACGUUUCUUAAUGUGGGAUCUAGGAGGUCAGGAUACUUUGCGUGCUACAUGGCGCACAUACUAUGUGAAAACGAGAGCCGUGAUAAUGGUUAUUGAUAGCACUGACAGAGAUCGAUUACAUAUUUCUAGGGGGGAAUUGCAUGCUAUGAUGGAAGAUGAGAAUUUAAAAGGAGCAGUAUUACUGGUGUUUGCUAAUAAACAAGAUAUGAAUGGCGCGUUAUCAGCAGCACAAAUCUCCGAAUCACUUAAUUUAACCAGCUUACGCGAUAAGCAAUGGCAUAUACAGGCUUGUUGUGCAUUAUCAGGUGACGGUCUGUUUGAAGGACUGGAUUGGAUAGUCAGCCAAAUAGGAGGAAGCAAUAGCAGUUGA
Ambispora leptoticha is the source of this 552-nucleotide messenger RNA. The record is from the annotation of a GenBank genome assembly. NCBI's taxonomy places the organism in Eukaryota, Fungi, Glomeromycota, Glomeromycetes, Archaeosporales, Ambisporaceae.